This is a messenger RNA of Etheostoma cragini (Arkansas darter), 1790 nucleotides long. RefSeq names its product L-threonine dehydrogenase 2 (gene tdh2). Lineage: Eukaryota; Metazoa; Chordata; Actinopteri; Perciformes; Percidae. The transcript is spliced from 8 exons. Gene Ontology annotation, molecular function: L-threonine 3-dehydrogenase activity. Gene Ontology annotation, biological process: L-threonine catabolic process. Bases 542 to 1672 code for a protein of 376 amino acids. The record is from RefSeq and is a predicted model, not a curated record.
CUCCCAGUCCUGUUAAGCUCAGCUAAACUCUCUUCACAAUACAAAUCCCUUUACACUGCAAGUCUGCAUGUUUGCACACAUAGAGCUUUGCAAGCUGGAGACUGUAGUCCUGUUUAGUCAAGAGCCCCGAGUGUACAAUGUGGACAAGAACCACAUAGCCCAGCGAGACUUUCUACAUCUGCUUAUUUAUCGAGUGGUUACUGAGUGAAUUGAAAUCUUGACAACUUGGAUUGGAAUCUUUUAAUUCUGACAUUUUAAUGUCUCUUAUCAGCUCUUAUUUUGUGAUUUAGCUCAGAGAAAUAGUUUGGGGUUUACUAACCUAAGUUGCAUUGGCUGGUUUUGGACCAAGAAUCAUCUGUCUGGGAUUUCUGGUUUUGUCAGCCCAGGUAAAAAUGUUUGUUUAUUUGUCAUUAAGUUCAAUUUGUGUCUGUAAUAUUAUUCUAUUCCACCUGUGUAUGCCUCAAUGAUUACUACCACAAUGCAGAGGUUCUGUGUCAUCAGUUAUGGUUUAAUUUAAAUUUUCUAAGGACUGCUGCUUGACAUGCAACCGGGGGUCUGUGUACCCAUUGCGGCUGCGCUGGGCCUGUUUUGUAGAGGUUGUCUCAGCAGGGCGCGGCGUUUUCCCGGUCGCAACCUCUGCUUUUUGCCCAGGCAGAUGAGCAGGUGGAACAGCCGUGAGACCUGCAGCCCUCCACCUCCUCAAGAAAACCCCCGUGUCCUCAUCACGGGUGGUCUUGGGCAGUUAGGUGUGGGACUGGCUCAGAUACUGAGGAAACAGUACGGAAGAGAUAAUGUAAUCCUGUCGGACAUUAAGAAGCCUCCACCUGAUGUUUUCAGCAGUGGUCCGUUUGUAUACGCUGAUGUGUUGGACUACAAACAUCUCCGAGAACUGAUUGUAAAUUAUCGUAUCACUUGGCUGAUUCACUACAGUGCUCUCCUAAGUGCUGUUGGUGAAGCUAAUGUGGCUUUGGCACGCAAGAUCAACAUCACAGGUCUUCAUAAUGUGCUGGACUUGGCCCUAGAGAACUGCCUGCGCCUCUUUGUCCCAAGCACCAUUGGAGCAUUUGGUCCCUCUUCUCCGCGUGACCCGGCCCCUGACCUCUGUGUCCAAAGACCUCGAACAAUUUACGGCGUGUCCAAAGUGCAUGGAGAACUGAUGGGGGAGUAUCUUCAUCAUAAAUAUGGUCUGGAUUUCCGCUGCCUACGUUACCCAGGUGUGAUAUCAGUCAACACACCUCCCGGAGGAGGAACAACAGACUAUGCAGUUCAGAUCUUCCACGAUGCUCUCAGCACAGGUCACCAUGAGUGCUACCUGCGUCCUGACACCCGCCUUCCCAUGAUGCAUAUCUCCGACUGCCACCGUGCCACUGUAGAGUUUAUGCAGGCUCCGGAUUGCCAGCUGUCUCUGCGUACCUACAACAUUGCCGCCAUGAGCUUCACUCCAGAAGAGGUGGCCCAAGAAAUCCGCAAGCAUCUCCCUCACCUCAAAGUCACCUAUAAUCCUGAUUCUGUCCGCCAAACCAUUGCGGACAGCUGGCCGGUGAGGUUUGAUGACUCCAACGCCAGGAGAGAUUGGGGCUGGGCACCAGUCUUCGGGCUUGACGAGCUGGUGUCAGACAUGCUGCGCUCCAUUCGAGACAAGAGGAAAAGCGAGGGUUUGCCAGUCAGCUAGCAAAACCUGCUCCACAAAGACGGACCGAUGCCCUACCCCUGACUUUCCUUCAAAUUUACAAACACUUCCUUUUUCUUCACUUUUCAAGUUGUCAACCAGUAUCCUCCGCUACUCUGGA